AUAUUUGAUCAAAUAUUUUGACAAAACGGUGCCAAUCUGUAAGCAGUGUAAUGACAUCAUCCUAAGUAAACAACUCAUUUAUAAACACAGACGUCAGUUCAAACAUACAAGACUGAUAUUUGGGGCACUGAUGUAAACACAUUACAAUCCAUACUGAUAGUAAGACAUUAAGAACGUCAAGUAAAGAUAAUGGAGAGUUGUAGCAUAAUAAACUAUCUGAUAGACAUUGUAGAUACAAAAUACAUCUGUACCUCCGGAAAACUAGCAUCAUUAUACAUCUUGAACAAACUCUUUCUCAAAGAGACCAGAACCAACCUCCUAGUAAAAUGUUUAAACACAGAACUCACCCCAGCUUUAUUGACAAUGAUAGAUUCCGGAUUAAAUAAAGUUAAUGAUCCCUUAGAUACAGUUUGUAUUUCGGUUGCCAUGGAGAUUUUAAGUCAGUUUUCUAAACUUCCAGUUUGUUCUAUUCAGUGCUUGAUUACAGAAAGUGUAUUUCUUAAGUUGCUAGAUUACUUAAACAGUGGUAGCAAUUUUUAUCAGUUUCCUAGCAAUGCUAAAAGAGAACUGACAGAAAUAUGUGAGGGGAAACAACUUUUGGGAAAAGUCAAGACAAUUUCUAUGGCAACAGAACCUUUGGACUAUAUACACAGACACACACAACACAAGCUGAAAAGAGUACCAGACAAGAUUAAGGUGUGUAGAUUAAUGGAUACACAACGUGAAGAAGAUCUAGACAUCUGUCAACAUCUAAUAAAUAAACAACUAGCCUGGCCAGGUAGUUUUCCAGGGGAAGUUGUUAAUGAUACAGAUGACUGGGAGAACAUCAUUGUCACUCAGGUGCUUGAUGGAUGCAUGUUCUGGGGGCAAGUAGGAGAAAAUGCAAUAAAAAGUGUGUUUGAUAUACAGCGACAGCUAAAUGAUAUAGAAGAUCAUGUUCAACAAUCAAAUGUUCUAGUGGGGGAUACUGUUGUAGUUUAUGGGGAGAUUAUGGGAAGUCAUUGCUUCCUCAGAGCUCAGGUAUUAUCCUGCGAUGGAGGACGUGUAGAAGUUUUCGCCAUUGAUUAUGGUUACACGUUGAAAGUUUUAGAUAGACAUGUGUUUAUGUUGCCAGAAAAACUAAAUACAAAGUUUGUCAAGAGGAAAAUAUCUCUCUGCUCUGUAGAUGGUGUAUCACCACCACCAUAUGAUGAGAGUCUGUCACACAAUGCUGCUGCCAUCUUAGUGAAUCUGUGUAAACAGAGUGUAUCUGCAGGAGAGCUUCUCGAGAAACUUGAUGGGAUUCAGAUAAUCAAGAAUGUCUUACUGGAAUGUCCGAAACCUAAAGUGACAGCUCAGGUGUUGACGAUACUUCUCAACCUGUCAGCAUGCUAUGGGAUGGUAACAACUAUUGUCAAAGCUGGAUUUCUUGAAAUACUUAUAGACAUGAUAUCAAGUUACUGUGAGAGAGGAUCAGAAGAUGAGGUAGAUUCUCUACAUGCCACUAAUGAUGAGAAGUUGUUACUGGCAAGGUGUGUCAUGUGCCUAUCAAACCUCAUUAGUAGAAAUUUGGAAACAAGAUCACAGUUUUAUAAACAGCAAGGUGUUGAUAAGAUUAAUGAACUGAUGAUUAAGGUGGAGAGAAAUGAUCCUUUAUAUUAUUUCUGUGUCAAGUUGCUGAGAGUAUACCUGGGAAAUUACCAGAUAAAAUCUGUACCAGAACCUACAGAACUGCAGAACUCUAAAAAUGACAAAAUUGCUCAAAGAAGAACUUGUCCUAAAAAUAAGAAUUCACCAGAUCAGUUGUUCAAUGAUGAAUUUGACAGUGACUCUGAUCCAGAAAGUCAAAAUAUACAUGGUAAGGGAUGUUCCAGUACACCUGUACCAGAUAACAUAGAGAGGUCACAGGGUUACUAUCUUGGUGAAAGGUUGAACAUAUAUGAUGAUGAACAACAUGAGUUGUGUCCACAGAAAUAUGUCAAGGGUAUACAUGUGUUAUCAUUUGCUAAACAUGUGUGUGGCAUGUUAAAUACAGGUCAUGGUGGUACUAUUUACUUUGGCGUAGAUGAAAAUAGCGAGGUGUUUGGUCUUGAGUUAACGAGGGACGAGAAGGACCGGUUCAGACUCGGUGUAGACCAGCACAUGUUUAGUAAGAUCUCUCCGGCUCUACUACACUCACAGUUCAGUAUUAAAGAUGUUCCGGUCAUUGAUAGCAACACCGGACAGUCCGUUCCAAACCAUUAUGUGAUAGAGAUAAAUGUGCGGGGUAGUAAAGGAUCUAUAUACACUAUGAUAGAUGGAGCAUGCUAUUAUAGAUUUGGAUCGGAUACUUGUAAAAUAUCUCGACAGGAGUUACGACAGCUGAUUGUAUUAGAGGAUGAGACCAGUUAUUGUACAGAUAUCAUGAAAUUAUUGAGAGAGAAACAACAGCUUAUUCAAGAACUACGACUCACUGAUACUCCACUCACACCAUAGGUUGUUUCCCUUGCUAGUCCAAAAACCUUAUAGGGGUCUACCUCAGUUGAAAGUGGGUUUUUUUGUGUGCAAUUAUUUUUCUUUACUCUGUGUCUUUCAGUUUUAUUUUGACUAGGCAUAUACAAUGUAUGACAUAUUUCCCAUAGUUGUCUCAGCUCCAAAAGGCAUAAAGUAUCCAAGAUAUGCAGGGUUUUGAUGUAAAUCAUUUUUUUUUUAUCUAAUUAAAAAAAAUAACACACAAAAAACAACAACAAAUGAUUGAUACACAUGCAUGUACCUGUGACUAGCAACCUAAUCUAGACCAUGUGUAGACAGUAGUUUAUAUAUUUUAUUGUCAGAGAAUUAAUUUAUAAAUACUGUACCAGUGAAAGUUUAUAUUUUACAAGAAAUGUGCAUUUAAUAUAUUUUCACUGUACAAAACUAUAUUUUAUUUUAAAGUAAACUAACAAUUGUCAGUAUUUAAAAUAUAAUAUUUUGAUUACCUACUAAUAGAAAUAUGAAUAACAGUUCUAUAAAAAAAGUUUGAAUCAGUCUGAUGCAUUGUUUAUACACCAAAGACAGCUAUACUUAUCUUGUAGGCAAACAGAUUGUGCUGGUAGUGUAUUGUAGCUAGGUUGUGAUCAUAAACUUUGUCAUAGCCUAUACAUAGUGAAAGUGUUAAAUCAUUGUCGUCGUUUUUUGUGUGUGCUUUUUUGAAAGAUUGAAUUCAUUUGUAACCAUAUGUACAGAAGUAUCAAUGGUACGGACUAAGUUAUAUUCCAAGACUCAGAUUGUUCAAGUUACAUUGUAUGAUACAAGUUCUUUUAAUAAAGUAAUCUAUUUUUUACAGCAUUCAUUUGUCAGUUAACAUUUUAGUUCUGUUGUUAAAGAACACAAUUGACAAUUUGAGGUAGUGAUAUAAGAAUAUAAGAUAUAGCAAGAUAUAGUUGUUUGAAUUUUCCUAUCAGUUAUUAUGUAUAGUGGUAUGAGAAAUACCUAGAAUUCUUUGUAUUAAUAAUUAUAUUGAUAAUUAUAUUUUCUAAUUUACAUUAAUUGAUAUAAGAAAUAUCAUUUAAUUGUUGAAAUUUUCUUUUAUUGGUCAUUAUAUUUUUCCAAUUUAUACUUGCAUUGAAGUCAUUAGGAAAUGACAUGUAUAAUGCCGUGUUUUUAGUUUCUUUGUUUUAA
Molecule: messenger RNA, 3618 nt
Organism: Ruditapes philippinarum (Manila clam)
Lineage: Eukaryota; Metazoa; Mollusca; Bivalvia; Venerida; Veneridae
Exons: 16
Coding region: 190-2454 (754 amino acids)
Source: RefSeq, a predicted model, not a curated record